GCCACGCUAGGCACGGGCGGCGCCGCUCUCGCGAGAUUUGGCGGGGUGUAUGUGCGGGCCGCGAGCGGAAGUGGGUCCCUUUCCUGCAGUGGCGCGGCUCGGCGAGGAUGAAGCUGAACAUCUCUUUCCCGGCCACUGGCUGCCAGAAACUCAUUGAAGUGGAUGACGAGCGCAAGCUGAGAACAUUCUAUGAGAAACGGAUGGCCACGGAGGUUGCAGCUGAUUCUCUUGGUGAGGAGUGGAAGGGCUAUGUUGUCCGCAUCAGUGGUGGCAAUGACAAACAAGGCUUCCCCAUGAAACAAGGUGUCCUGACUCAUGGACGUGUCCGCCUUCUGCUCAGCAAGGGCCACUCCUGCUACCGCCCCAGAAGAACUGGAGAGAGAAAACGCAAAUCUGUUCGUGGUUGCAUCGUUGAUGCCAACUUGAGUGUUCUGAACUUGGUCAUAGUGAAAAAGGGUGAAAAGGAUAUUCCUGGGCUGACAGACACAACUGUGCCUCGUCGUCUUGGUCCCAAGAGGGCUAGCAGAAUCCGCAAACUGUUCAACUUGUCUAAGGAGGAUGAUGUUCGCCAGUAUGUUGUGAGGAAGCCUCUGAACAAAGAGGGCAAGAAACCCCGAACCAAGGCCCCUAAGAUCCAGCGACUAGUGACUCCUCGAGUUCUGCAACAUAAGCGCAGACGUAUUGCUCUGAAGAAGCAGCGCACUCAAAAGAAUAAGGAGGAAGCAGCAGAAUAUGCAAAGCUCUUGGCCAAGAGAAUGAAGGAAGCCAAGGAGAAACGCCAGGAGCAGAUUGCAAAGAGACGCCGGCUUUCUUCAUUGAGAGCUUCUACAUCCAAGUCCGAGUCCAGUCAGAAGUAGAGAUGCACAUGAAGCUAAAAAUAAACCCUUUUUGUGGUUAACUUUCA
Messenger RNA from Harpia harpyja (harpy eagle), 904 nucleotides. RefSeq names its product ribosomal protein S6 (gene RPS6). The transcript has 6 exons. The record is from RefSeq and is a predicted model, not a curated record. Gene Ontology annotation, biological process: translation. Gene Ontology annotation, molecular function: structural constituent of ribosome. The coding region runs from base 108 to 857 and encodes 249 amino acids. NCBI's taxonomy places the organism in Eukaryota, Metazoa, Chordata, Aves, Accipitriformes, Accipitridae. Gene Ontology annotation, cellular component: ribosome.